Molecule: messenger RNA, 2083 nt
Organism: Purpureocillium takamizusanense
Lineage: Eukaryota; Fungi; Ascomycota; Sordariomycetes; Hypocreales; Ophiocordycipitaceae
Exons: 3
Coding region: 1-1938 (645 amino acids)
Molecular function (GO): monooxygenase activity; iron ion binding; heme binding
Source: RefSeq, a predicted model, not a curated record
AUGAACCUUUCAAUGCCGGGGCUUCUGCUCCUGGUAGGCGGCAGUAUCGUUUACUGGGUCUGCCAUUACGCCCUGUCCUUGCGACACAACAUAGCGGAGGCCAAACGAAGCGGCCUGCCCUAUGUCGUCGUUCCUUGCAGCCCAAUCACACACCUUUGGCGCAUCUCGUUCCCCCUGUGUUCGCGCCUCCUGAAGCUCCUUCCCAAGAGCUGGUGGGAGGACUGGUUCGACGUCAUGAUCCCCGAUAACAUCUACUGGUCGGGCUGGAAGCUCUUUGAGCGGUACGGCGAGGCCUUCCUCGUCGUGUCCCCUGGGUUUCGGGUCCUGUACGUGGCCAACGCCGAGAUGAUCACGCAAAUCUUCGCCAAACGGGAGCAGUUCCCCAAGUGGGUCGCGCGUUACCACAUCCUCCGCCUGUUUGGCGAGAACCUCAUCACCGCCGAGGGCCAGACGUGGCGGCUGCACCGCCGGGUCAUAGCUGCCUCCUUCAGCGAGCGCAACGCCGCUCUCGUCUUCCGCGAGGCCAUCGUCCAGGCGCAGGGCAUGGUCCGCGGCUGGAUCGGCCCGUCUGAAACCCGCAGCGAGGUCCUGCGCACCGUUGAGCGCGACGCCCUGCGCAUGGCGCUCCACAUCAUUGGCUAUGUCGGGUUCGGGUUGCGGCUCCUGUGGCCGGGGCAGACGCUGCCGGCCAACAUGGACCCCAAGUACAGCAAGUACUCGUCGCUCGAGGCAGCUGAAGGGUACGAAAUGAGCUUUGUCGACACCAUGCGGAGCGUCAUGGACAACAUACUAUUGAUACCGCUGGCCCCGAAGUGGCUUCUGAGAGCCUGGCCUUCCGAGCGAACUACGGAAGCUCUUGUCGCGUACGAAAACUAUACCAAGUACAUGGAGGAGAUGAUGGAAGACAAGCUGGACGAUGCGCGGCGAGGCAUACCGCCAGAGGGCAUGGACCUCAUGGGCUCCCUCGUGCGGUGCGCUUACGAAGCCGAUGCAGCCAAGGACGACAAGACGGGCAAGGCGGCGAGUCUGCCGGUGCUGACGCGGGAAGAGAUCAUUGGCAACGCCUUCAUCAUGUUCGCGGCUGGGCAUGAGACGUCUGGCGGCAAUAUACAUGUUCUCAUGAUGCUGCUGGCGACGAACCCGUCAGCGCAGCGUCAUCUCCAAAGGGGCAUUGACCAAGUGCUUGGCGACUCGGACCCGAGCACUUGGGAUUAUGAUACCAAGGUCAGCGCCAUGAUGGGGAGCAUGAUUGGGGCGUGCCUGUACGAGACGCUGCGCAUCGUGCCCCCGGCCGUCGAGAUCCCAAAGGAGGUUUCGCCCCUUGGGGACCAGCCCGUCACCAUGGACGGGCGAGAAUACUUGCUGACCGAGGGCACGGGCAUCGCCAUCGUCACGUCGGGGGUGCACCUUAACCCGCGGUACUGGCCGCAUGCCGACAGCAAGAUCUGCGAGGGCGGCAACGACCUGCGCGACUUCCGGCCGGAGCGGUGGUUCCCCAACAAGUCGGGGCUCGGGGCUCGGGGCGUCGAGGACACGUCGGGGCCCGAAUCGGCGGCGCAGUACGGGGGCCACGGUGAGGUCGACAGCAGCGCGCAGAUGUUCCGGCCCGCCAAGGGCUCCUACAUACCCUUCAGCGACGGGUCACGGUCGUGUAUGGGGCGGCGGACGGCUCAGGCGCAGAUCACUGCAAUGCUAGCCGUCGUCUUCCGCGAAUACAGCGUAGAGCUGGCCGUCGACGAGUGGGCGAGCGAUGCCGAGGUGCAGGCCAUGAGUAGGGACGAGCGGGCGAGCGUAUACCGUCAGGCGCAGGACAAGAGCAGGCAGACCAUGAUGAAGAUGUAUAGUGUGGUUACGCUUGGCCUGCAUAGCACGUACCACGUGCCGCUGAGGCUGGUCAAAAGGGGCCACGAGAACUUUGUCGACUGGAUGGACGGGUAAAGGGCAGUUUGUCGUGUCGGAUGGACGGGAGGGACUGUAAAAAAGGCACACAUACAUGCGCUCGGUGCCUUGGUACGUAUCCUACACGCAUACUCGUAGUAGUCGAGGUCGUACCAAGAUGCGGGCAGCCAUCAUCGUCUCAGAG